GAUAAUUAUUCUUCGCAGGUGGAAAUAAAAAAUUAUCAAGAUGUCAAAGGACCAGUAUAUCAAACGUUAAAAAAGACCUACAGAAAAAGAUGCUAACAGAGACUGAACGCGUCUUAUUUUCUGGAUGUCUUUCCAUCAUUAUCAUCGUUGGAGGAACCGCAAAUAUUUUUGUAUUAUACGUACUAUACCGCGAGAAAUCUUUACGAAGAAACAUAGCAAUUAUCUUCAUCAUAAAUCUAAUAAUUAUAGAUCUGUGCAACAUUAUUUUUGUUAUGCCGGUUUCUUUAGCAGCAGUGAGCUCACAGAGAUGGCGAAUCAGCGAAGGGCUAAAAGAUGCUACUUCUUUUGUUGCCCUUAUGAUAGAACUCGUCUCAAUGUUAGCAUUAGCCGCAAUUAGCCUGGAUAGAUUAGCCGCUGUGAUGAGACCACUGGUUUACAGGGCAAGAAUGACUGUAAAUAAAGCAAUGCAGUUAAACUCGUACAUAUGGUUCCAGUCUAUAGCCUUUGCGUUUGUUCCGUUACUGACGACAUGGUAUAUUUUUAAUGAAAGAUACAAAUCGUGUACGCUCAUUUCGUACAGUACUAAAGUUGGUUUUUACGUGUAUAUUGUCUGCCUGAUUGGUUUUAACUUCGUAUUUUCUCUUGUUGUAAUACUAGUCACAUAUUUUUACAUUUUCCGAGUAGCCAGAAGUCAUAGCAAAAGAAUAGCACAUGCAGUCCUGCCAAAAAGCAUUUUUAGCAUGAGUAAGACUAAAAUCCGACGCGAAAGUUUCAGACACAGAGAAGUUCGUACCGCAUGCAAAAUAUUGUUCGUUACCGGUGCUUUCAUCGUUUGCCACGUACCGUACGCCAUUAUACGUAUAGUCGAGUUGUCACGCCAAAGAAAUCAUUAUAGCUUACCGCACACAUUAACUGUAGCAUCCAAGUGGGCGUCAUACUCAAAAAGCUCCUUUGAUCCAUUCAUAUAUUGUUUAUUACAAAAACGAUUCCGUAAAGCUUUCAUGAAACUACUUUUCCGUAAGCAUAACUCUACCAACUUGAAACGUUCGCUGCAGUCGGAGCGAAGAAGCACAAGAGAAACAAACUGUGAAGAAGCAUGGUUUCGAUACAAUUCGUUUACGAAAACUAGCAGUACGUAUAAGUCUAGAAGCCGUUCAAAUUCUGACAAAGAUAAUCCACCAGUAGCAAGUGAAAACAAAACAGUCAACCGGGAUUCCGAAUGUUGAGCCUGGUAUUAGAUUUUCACACCGUCCGCAUGUAUUUUUAAUGUAUUACCUUCAGUAGUUUAAACUUCACACUUAUUUUUCAAUUUCUUUUCCAGGGCUUUAUUUUUUCCUUCUGAUAUGUGGCUAGCGCGCAUUUUGGAAACAAAAAAGAAGCUCUGGGGUCGAAAUUGAGACGAAAUAUUAAUAUAUCGAUUGUUCGCGAAAUUUAAAAACAAAUUAAAUUCGUCCCUAUGA
Hydractinia symbiolongicarpus is the source of this 1460-nucleotide messenger RNA. Its product is annotated as G-protein coupled receptor 26-like. The transcript has a single exon. Gene Ontology annotation, molecular function: G protein-coupled receptor activity. Gene Ontology annotation, cellular component: membrane. The record is from RefSeq and is a predicted model, not a curated record. Lineage: Eukaryota; Metazoa; Cnidaria; Hydrozoa; Anthoathecata; Hydractiniidae. The coding region runs from base 90 to 1226 and encodes 378 amino acids. Gene Ontology annotation, biological process: adenylate cyclase-activating G protein-coupled receptor signaling pathway.